This is a messenger RNA of Mangifera indica (mango), 2397 nucleotides long. Its product is annotated as receptor-like kinase TMK2. Gene Ontology annotation, molecular function: protein binding; protein kinase activity; ATP binding. The transcript has 2 exons. Bases 1 to 2397 code for a protein of 798 amino acids. NCBI's taxonomy places the organism in Eukaryota, Viridiplantae, Streptophyta, Magnoliopsida, Sapindales, Anacardiaceae. Gene Ontology annotation, biological process: protein phosphorylation. The record is from RefSeq and is a predicted model, not a curated record.
AUGCAAGCACUAAAGUCCAGCCUGGGAAACUCUGACGUUUUGGAGUGGUUCGACCCAGAUCCAUGUAAAUGGAAUUACAUUACAUGCAGGCUAGACCGAGUGGUUUGGAUCCGAAUUAGCAACUUAAACCUUGGAGGAAGCCUUCCUCAAGAUCUCCAGUACCUUGACUCUUUGGAAGUGCUUAAGGUGGCAAGCAACAAACUCAAGGGGCCAAUCCCAAAUCUUGCUGGUUUAAGUUCUCUUCAGACUGUGCAAUUUGACAACAAUAGCUUUUCAUAUGUGCCAUUUGAUUUCUUUAUAGGAUUAAAGUCCUUACGAUCUAUAAGUUUUGAUAUGAAUCCAUUUCUCCCUUCUUGGGAGAUACCUGAUAGUUUAAAAGAUGCCACUGGUUUGGAGAGCUUUUCUGCAAAUGAUGCUGGAAUUCAUGGAACUAUUCCAGUCUUCUUUGGGGCGGAUACAUUUCCUCGUUUAAAGCACUUGCGUUUGGCCUUGAACAAUCUCCAUGGGAAAAUUCCAUCGAGUUUUGCGAAGUCUUCGAUUCAAACCCUCUGGUUAUCUGACCAACGAAGUUAUUCAAAGUUUACUGGAUCAGUUGCAGUGUUAGAAAACAUGACUUCUUUGACUCAUAUUCGGCUUGAUGGUAAUUCUUUUACUGGUCCUUUGCCAGAUUUAUCUAAGCUUAUUAGUUUGGAAGAAUUGAAUUUGAGACAUAAUCGGUUUACGGGUAUCGUUCCUUUUUCUUUGGCUAAACUUCCUAAGCUUCGUAAUCUCUAUCUGGCUAAUAAUCUGCUUCAAGGUCCAACUCCAGACUUUGUUAAUUCUCAAUUUGAUUCGGAUGUAGGAAACGGCACAAAUAGUUUUUGUUCGGAUGAGCCUGGUGUUGCUUGUGACAGUCGGGUUGACGUUUUGUUGUCCAUUGCUGAGUCAAUGGGAUAUCCAGUGGUAUUUGCAGAGCGAUGGAAAGGAAAUGAUCCUUGUGAUUCCUCUAAGACGUGGAAAGGGAUCUUAUGUGAUGAUGAAGGACAUAUUAAGGUUGUUAAUUUCAAAAAUUUGGGGCUUUCAGGCACAAUUUCUCCCAAUUUCUCUAUUCUUGCAUCAUUGGAACAAUUGAUAGUUUCCAAUAAUUCACUUAAAGGUGCUAUACCAAGUGAACUCACAACUCUGACCAGUCUUGUUGAGUUAGAUGUCUCUAAUAAUCUUCUUUCCGGUAAAGUGCCAAAAUUUAGACCAAAUGUGAACGUUGUCACUGAUGGGAACCCUGAUAUAGAAUAUUAUAAACUUGUCGCACCAUCGGAAUCACCUGACAAACUUCCCAGAGAAUUUAGUUCGAGUAAGAGUUCAAAUACUAGAAUGAUUGGUUUUGUAAUUUUUGCCUUUUUUGUUGUGCUUAUGAUUGUUCGAUUAGGCGUCUUCUUGUAUACCAGAAAAAGAAAACAUUCCAGGUUGUGGAAAGAUUUGAGGAAAGCAACUAAUAAUUUCAGUGACAAAAAUAUAUUGGGAAGAGGUGGAUUUGGAACUGUCUACAAAGGCGAGUUGCCCGAUCGGACGAAAAUUGCAGUAAAAAGAAUGAAAUUCGGAGUGGUAAGUGAACAGGGCUUAACCGAGUUUAAGUCUGAAAUUGAAGUUCUUACCAAGGUUCGACACUGCCAUUUGGUGUCACUUCUUGGAUAUUGCUUGGAAGGAGAUGAGAGGCUUCUUGUUUAUGAAUACAUGCCCCAAGGAAGCCUUAGCAGCCAUUUGUUCAAUUGGCGAGAAAAAGCACUGCAACCACUUGAAUGGAGUAGAAGGCUAAGCAUUGCCUUGGAUGUCGCUAGAGGUCUUGAAUAUUUACAUGGUUUAGCAAAUCAAACUUUCAUUCAUAGAGAUCUUAAACCAUCCAACAUUCUUCUUGGAGAUGAUAUGCGUGCUAAGAUUGCAGAUUUUGGAUUGGCUCUUCUUGUUCCAGAUAAAGGAAAACAAUCCAUUCAAACAAGAUUGGUUGGAACACUUGGGUACAUUGCUCCAGAGUACAUAGUGACAGGGCGAGUUACUACGAAGGCUGAUGUGUUCAGCUUUGGAGUAAUUUUGAUGGAGUUAAUCACGGGCAGGAAAGCCAUAGAUGAGACGGCUCAUCCAGAGGGUAUUGUGCAUCUUGUUCCUUGGUUCCGCAGAAUGCAUAGUAACAAGUACACAUUUCAAAAAGCCAUUGACGACACUAUUGAGUUAGAUGAAGAAACUCUUGCAAGUAUAAGCACCGUGGCUGAGCUAGCUGACCAUUGUUGCACCGGCGAACCCUUUCAAAGGCCGAAUAUGAAUCAAGUCAUCAAUGUACUUUCAUGUCUUGUCGAGUCGUGGAGGCCUAUAGAACCUGUUUAUGAUGACAUCUAUGGAAUUGACCUGCCCAGGGACGCAAUGUGA